AUGGAGAAAAACAACUACACAUAUGAUGUCCAUGAACGACACAAGGGACAAACCUCAAGCGUGAAGGCGUCGGAAGUAUCAAGUGAAGACGGCAUCUACGAAGAAGCUUUAAUUGCAAAGGAGGAGCCAAAGACUUGGUUCCAACGGUUAUAUAGAUCCUUGGAAAUCGACGGUACGCAGGGGUUCACAUUACAACAACUUUUCUUGUUGAACUAUGAUUUACGUCCUGUUGAAGCUGCUAGACGUAAAUGGAAAUGGUACCAUUUUGUCUUUUUCUGGAUUGCCGAUUCCUUCAAUAUUAAUACAUGGCAAAUUGCAGCUACAGGUGUUCAAGCAGGCUUAUCUUGGUGGGUCACUUGGAUCACCGUUUGGAUUGGUUACACCCUUUGUGCUUUAUUUGUCGUUGCCUCUGCAAGGGUUGGUAAUGCUUAUCACAUUUCAUUCCCCGUUUCCUGUAGAUCGUCUUUUGGUAUUUGGGGAUCAUUGUGGCCCGUUAUCAAUAGAGUUGUCAUGGCAUGUGUUUGGUUUGGUGUUCAGUCCACCAUUGGGGGCAACUGUGUUGAGUUGAUGUUGCGUGCAAUCUUUAGCAAUGACAUGGAAAAGAGAAUUCCAGAUCAUAUUGGAGGCAACAUCACAUCUUUCAAAUUAUUGAGCUUCUUCUUGUUUUGGUUUUUCCAAUUACCAUUUAUUUAUUUCCCACCUCAUAUUGUCCGUCAUUUAUUCUCGGUCAAAGCUGUUGUAUGUCCAAUUGCUGGUAUCACUUUCUUAGUGUGGACUUUAGUAAAGGCAGAUGGUGGUGGACCGGUGAUCCAUCAAGGGUCCACUAUCAAAGGUUCUGAAUUUGGUUGGGCAUUUGUUAAUUCCAUUAUGAACUCAUUAGCAAAUUUUGCAACUUUAAUCGUUAAUGCACCAGAUUUCUCCAGAUUUGGAAAUAAACCUGGAGCUGCCAUUACCCCCCAAUUGAUUUCAUUGCCAAUCUCAUUUGCAGUUACAUGUUUGAUUGGUAUUCUUGUCUCUUCUGCUUCAACGGUCUUAUAUGGUGAAACUUACUGGAAUCCUCUUGAUGUGCUAUCAAGAUUUUUGGAUCAUUACUCAAGAGGAUCUCGUGGUGGUGUCUUCCUUAUCUCUCUCGGAUUUGCAAUUGCUCAGUUAGGUACCAAUAUUUCUGCAAACUCCUUAUCCGCAGGUACCGAUAUGACUGCUUUACUUCCUAAGUUCAUCAAUAUCAGAAGAGGGGGGUUUAUUUGUGCAGCUAUCGGAUUUGCAAUUUGUCCAUGGAAUUUAAUGACCUCUUCGUCUAUGUUCACCACGUACUUAUCAGCAUAUUCUGUGUUUUUGUCCGCUAUUGCUGGUGUGGUCUUCUGUGAUUAUUAUAUUCUAAAGAAGGGUUUCAUUUCUCUGCCAGAUUUGUACGUUUCCAAUAACUCAUCACCAUAUUACUAUUCCAAAGGCUUCAAUGCUAGGGCAUAUGCAGCAUAUAUUGCAGGUAUCUUGCCCAACAUUGUUGGUUUCGUUGGUGCAACAAAAACACACCAUGUUCCAAUGGGUGCAACCUACGUUUACUAUUUCUCCUUUUUCACAGGUUAUGCAGCUGCAACUGCAGUAUUGGUUGUAGCUACACUUAUCUUCCCAAUAAACGGGUUGCCUGAUGCAAAGCUAUUUGAACGCAAGUUUUUCGAAGAAUGGCAGGAGGUUGAAGACUUUGACGAUGUCUUCAGACAAAAAGCAGCUAACAUCCAUGAUAACGGCAGUGACGUAAUUGAUGAAUUGAAUUAUGUUGUCUCUGCUGAAAAGAGUUUACCAUAA
Molecule: messenger RNA, 1806 nt
Organism: Pichia kudriavzevii
Lineage: Eukaryota; Fungi; Ascomycota; Pichiomycetes; Pichiales; Pichiaceae
Exons: 1
Coding region: 1-1806 (601 amino acids)
Biological process (GO): transmembrane transport; nucleobase transport
Cellular component (GO): plasma membrane
Molecular function (GO): nucleobase transmembrane transporter activity
Source: RefSeq, a predicted model, not a curated record